GCCCGCCCCGGCGUCCCGUCCAUAAUCCACCCCCGCCCCGUUAACACAACCCAGCCCCCUCCGCCGCCGCGCUCAGGCCCCUCCUGGCCGGUGCGUCCGCCGGGCCCGGUCCGUCGUCGGCGGGCGAAGAGGGAGGGUGCUCUGCUGAGCGGCGUCUGGCGGAGCCAACAGGCGGCGGGGAGGGGGGCGGGCGCUGCGGGGGUGUCGGGUUAGAGCGAGGCGUGACCCAGCUGACGGGCGCCGUGCGGAGCCGGGCGGCGGGCGCGGAGCCGGCGGGGGAGCAGCGGUAGACGGUUGGCGGCGGCGGCGCACGGCGUCGGUAGCGGUCGGCUCUGGCGCGGCGUCUCCUCCACCCCCUCGUGAGCCUGGGGAACCUGCAGCUCAAAGCCGCCGCCAGCCACACCACCAUGUACCCCGGCAACAAGCGGAAAAAGCUCUGGCGGGAGGAGAAAGAGCGUUUGCUGAAGAUGACCUUGGAAGAAAGACGCAAAGAGUACUUAAGGGAUUACAUUGCCUUGAAAACUAUUCCAACAUGGAUGGAAGACUUAAAAAGUGAAAACACUAAAGAAGAUCUGCAGGGGAAGAAAAGUCUGAGCGAGAAAGUUUCUCUCUAUAGAGGUGACAUUACACUGCUUGAGGUUGAUGCCAUCGUUAAUGCUGCCAAUUCCAGCCUUCUUGGAGGUGGGGGAGUGGAUGGCUGUAUACACAGAGCUGCUGGACCCUGCUUAGUUGCUGAAUGUCGCAACCUGAGUGGCUGUGAGACGGGGCAAGCCAAAAUUACGUGUGGAUAUGACCUACCUGCAAAAUAUGUGAUCCAUACUGUUGGGCCGAUUGCAAGAGGCCAUCUCACCGACGCUCAUAAAGAAAACUUGGCAAACUGCUAUAAAUCCUCUCUGAAACUGGCAAAAGAAAACAACAUCAGAUCAAUUGCAUUUCCCUGUAUUUCAACAGGAAUUUAUGGUUUUCCAAAUGAGCCUGCUGCUGUCAUUGCCCUUAACACUAUUAAGGAAUGGUUGAGCAAGAAUCAUAAUGAGGUGGAUCGUAUCAUCUUCUGCGUAUUUUUGGAGGUCGACUACAAAAUUUUCAAGAAGAAAAUGGGCGAGUUUUUCCCUCUAGAUGAUGCUAAUGAAGAAGGGGCUGAGCUGAGUGGAGAGACAGGAGGAUUGGAACAAAAAGGCCAGCCUCCAUCUCCCACAAAGAGCAAAGCAGAGCAGCCUGAGGACCUGAAAGAUGAUGCUGAAGGUGGUGAUGGCACAGAGGAGAAGCAAAACACUGAAGAAACCGAGGGCCAGAGCCGAGAAGCAGAUGAGACAAAACCUUCAGCUGUAGCCAGCCUAUCACCAGCAGAAGAAACAGAGCUGAGCGAGGAUAAAGAUUCCCUGAAAGACUCCAAAGGUGCACGGGAGAGUGACCCGGUGCAGCCUGUGGGGUGUGAACAAGAUCAAGCCCAAGGACAACAGGAUGUUUCUGCAGAGGAGGAGAUGAAGACUGGGGCAGACUCCCAAAGCUCCUGCAUGGAAAUAGAAGAGCCGUUGGUGAACCAAGAAGACAUGACGCAAGUUGAGAUACCUUUGAUUUGUGGUGCAGAGGAAAAAGAAGAAGGAAAAGAAGAAGGAGGGAAAGAGGAAACUUCUGUGGAGCCCAUGAAAGUUGACCUUGCGUGUGAAGCAGCAGACAUUUCAAAUAAGGAUGCUGAAAUGACUAGUCAAGUUGAAAGUAUAGAUGAUCCUACAGAAACAGAGCGGGAAGCUUAAGUAACAGGAAGGAUGCGGGAGAGGAGAGACCCGAGGACACCCGACGGGCAGGCACUGACAUCCUACGGCAUCAUUCUUGGCAGAAAAGAGCACGCAGAGAUGCUCCGCGGGUUGGGAGGGAGGGCGCUUUGGGGAAAUGACUCUUUGCUUUAAGUUCUCUUUGUUCUUCAUUGCAUUUCGUUCUGUAAGCCUGUUGGAAAGAAACAUAACUUCCCAGUUCUAACAAUGUUUUGCAAUUAUCCCUGCAAUUACAACAGUUUCUUCUGAACCGUGAGUCCCUGUCUUAUAUUGGGUCUCUUUAGCUCCUGCAUUGUAUCAUCAGUAGCCUGUUCCCAGGCCCCCACCCCUUUUCUGUCAUCUUUAUCUCUGUUCCCAGUUGUCUGCAGGCAACCUGUGGGAGCCAGUUUAUACUCCUCCUCCACCUUUUUUUUUCAAAACUGUUCCCCGGGUUAUAAAGGGAGAUUUGCUUCGAGAGCAUGGACUGCCACAAAGGAUUAUAAUCCGCGCACGCUGAUAAACCACCGCCCUCCUUGUGCUAGGCAUUUGGAAGACUAGAUACUCCAAAGUCUCACAAAUAUUGAUAGCGACAGCCCCGCAUGUUGCCUGCCUCCAGGCUUGUCGUUCGGUACCCCCUGCGAGCACCCGCCGGCAGGUCGCCGUGGCCGAACCCUGGCUGCUGGAAGAGGCACUGGCCAGAUUCCCUUGAGAGCAUGCUGGAAGCAGAGUUCGCGAGUUAACUCCAUCAUCCCGAUGCCUCAGCAUCAUCCGUGGCUCUGCCCUUCCCCUUUCUCUCUGGCCUGGGAAAGCUGUGCCAUGUCUCUCUUUGGGUCCUAUACACCAAAAUAACAGCUCUAGCACCCCGAAUCAGUCCUGCGCUUUUCCAGUUAGCUCCGCGCACCUCAAAAUCAGUGCCGUAAGUAUGACCUUUGGGUACAGGUAGGCAACAAAUAUUUCCUCAAGCCUGCGAGUGACAGAGGAUGACGGGCGCUCUGCAUUCAAGGCAUCUUUAAAUACGGCUCCCGGCUUUAACAACUUCACACCGUAUCUUGUGUGAGCCCUCAUUAUAUUCUCUACUGCAUAUGCAUGGUUUCUUUUUUUUUUAAUUUUUUUUUUUACAAAGCAAUUAACAGUUAUUCGGAUAAGAAUGUCUCACCAUAUGUCAAUUGUUCUGCCAGCAAAUGCUGCACUGAAAUUUUUUAGAAGAGGAACAAAAGGGUUUCACAUGCAUUUCCUAACCAUGUUGUAACUGAAACCGAUAGACAAUACACUCGAUGGAAGAGCACGCAACCUGUGUCCAGGGUGUGAUGUGCUACAAACUGUAUUUUAAAAUGCUGCUGAUAAUUGAUCAUUUAAAGCGAAGUAAUUGAUUCUUUUUUUUUUUUUUUUGCCCCCAAUUACGCACGAAUCCCAAAAUAGUUAUUCACUAGCUGUCCAAAAAAAAAAGGAAAAAGCAAGGUAAGGCAUAUCUCUAUCCUUCUGCCAUCUGGGUUUAUCCCAGCUAUAGAGUAGGUUUGGUGAUAAAUCACCCACUGACGUAACAGCGAGUCAAAUGUGGCCCUAACACGCCUAGCACUGGCCACAGCAGUUGAUGGCUGCCCUGAGCUGCAGGGUGAUUCAAAGGGGUGUCAGGACAAAUAAGGAUUGGUAAGGAAAACAAGAAAAGCCCCAGAUGUCACCCAGAGAGUACGGCCCCUAGAAAGGCAGCCCCCUGGCUCCCUAUGGGGGGGCUCCAGCAUGUUUGCUUGUGGUGGGAUCAGAAGAAUCAGAAUAUUUUCAUGUGCCAGCUCCUGUGGCAUUUUAACUCAGGAGACACUAGCACCGGAGAAGAUCUCAAGGAGCUUCUUCAUCACCUCUUUCUCCUGGAGAUCGGUGGAUGCGUAACUCUGAAUUGGAUCAACUGUGGAAGGAGCAAAUGAGCUGACGUAAGCCUAUGAAUUGGGUUCAUAAUAUUGAUAAGUCUACCUAAAUUUGCUAAAUACCACUCCUCUAGGCUUUGUUCUUCUCAGAGCACCCUUGAAGGGACUCCUUGUUCCCUUUGAGGUGUCUCUGCUGCUUUUCUUUCCCAUCCCUGGGCUCGUGCUUGACAGACCGUGUCGUUUGGGACGUGGUUUUAUUUUUUUUUCCUCUCCUGUUCCUUCACCUCGUUUCCAGCCGACUGCAGUUUUGCAGUGGAGGCCUUACAGGUAGUACCUCUACACGGUGCGCAUUCCCUAUGUUUUGGUUUUUUUUUUGAACUGGGUGAUUUUGAUUGAAAUCGCCUGUCAUAACAGAUGGAGGAGGAGUGGAGAAAAACCUUGGGAGGAAGAGGAAUUUGAACGCAUUAGGUGUCUCUUCUCUGUUUCCCCUUUGUGCGGUUGCUGUGAAAACACCAGGAUUGAAGGGCUCCCUCCGUCUAGCUAAGUGAGGGAACUGGCCCCGCAGGGUCGGUGAGCUCGGCUUAAAGGGGCCCUACAGGAGAGAAGGAGAGGGACUCUUUAUCCGGGAGUGUAGCCAUAGUACUAGGGGUAACAGUUUUAAACUGAAAGAAGGUAAAUUUAGAGUAGAUAUUAGGAAGAAACUGUGAGGAUGGUCAGACACUGGAACAGGUUGCCCAGGGAAGUUGUGGAUGCCCCAAACUAGAGGGGCAGGUUGGAUGGGGCUUUGAGGGACCUGGUCUAUGGGAGGUGUCCCUGUGCAUGGCAGUGGGGUUGGGACUAGGUGAUUUUUAAGGUCCCUUCCAACCCAAACCAUUCUGUGAUUCUGUGAAAUGUCAAGGAGACCUGAGGCGGCCAGGUCUUCAGCCAAAGUGAACCAUUCUCCGCUGAGCUGUGGUGACUUCAGCUGAUGGAGUAUCCAGUCCCCUGAAUCUAGCUCCGCUCUUGUUUCCAUCAUGCUCACCCACAGGCAACGUUAACGGAGCUGUAGGCUGCCAUGAUCUGUGUAUCGGUUGUUACUCUCGCCAUCGCCAGCCUCAGUUUUGGCGAGGGAGCCAAAGGGGGAGCCCCCAGGAGGCUGGCUGCCAAGGCGUGACAGUUCAGCAAGGAAACAAAGAUUCCUUAAACUCCUUGUGAAGACUGACCGAUAGUUUAAAAAAAAAAUAACCACAAAGGUGCAUCACAUUAGACACUCUCUAACCCCUGACAGUUAUUUCAUUGCACUUUUCAUUUAACCUUGGUCCUCAAACAGCAGUGGGUCUUUGAAACCGUGAACCAUUUUGCGAGGAUGCAGCGGCAAAGCGUGAAGCCCAGGUAGGAGAUGUAAAGCAAGGAACGUAGGAGUUGAUUAAGUCCUUACAAGACAAUUUGCAGCUGCGUCUUAUAUCCAUCUUUCUUCAGGUGGGUUUUUGUUCAAAUUGGGCGUUUUUACCAGUCACAAAGCGAGUAUAGUUUGGCAGCGUGAGGUCUUCAGCUGAAUUAGUAGUCGAGGUCGGACCCGUGUCCCUCGAUGCGGUCUCCACAGCUCUUGCCGGAGCUGUGGAAAUAUGGGGAGCUGGUUUUGUAGAAGAGCAAAUGUCAGAGCAAGAAUCACUCCGCAGGGAUUUGUGUCAAGGAUUUUGGUUUAAACCUGAAAGGCGUUUGCAGUGGGUGGCGUAAAGGGAGUAGCAGCCUUUUGGUGCUGGUGUUCGCAUACACAGUAUCGGGCUCUGCUUCUGUGUCUGAGAGACCACUCAUCCCUACCAUUAGGCACAAUGUUCCUCGGGGUGGUGGCUGCUCCGGUGACGAAUGGCUUUGCUUCCAUACAGACAUCCAAAGGGGAUAUCUGAGACAUAGUCUGUAACGAUGGGUCACGCGUUUGCUGCAGCUCAUUGUCAGUCUUUCUAUAAAGCACUGAGAAAGCCUCUCUGUGAAUUAACACCAUUCUGCUUUAGGCACUUGAAUAAAAAUAUAUUUAAAAAAGAAAAAAAGGAGACUUUUCUCUAUAUGCAGUGCAUGCCGGCUUUGCUUUUAAAAUGACAAACUUAACAGAGUACGUGGAUCUAUUUUCGUGGGGAAUAGGGUGUAUUAUCGCAGGAUUCGUCAAAGAUUUGCCUUACCAUAACAUCUGUGAUAUAAAGGAAUGUUUUAAAAAAAAAAAAUUAAAAAAUUUAAAAGGGUAACUUUCUUGAUCCAAAAAUAUGUUUUUACUGUGAUGCGAAGAAAUGUAGACUGUUGCUUGCAAAAUGUUUUCUCAUAGAUGGUCCAGCAGCUGUAUCGGUUAACACAUGCUCUUCUGUUACUCUGCCGUUUACAUGCUGAAUUUGCCUCCAAGUCUGUUAUUUUUCCUUUUGUCUGUGCCCUGCCUUGGAAAACUUCGAAUCGAUGCCUUCAUACUAUGAUGUUUGUUAAAGCAAAAUGUUAAUAAAGCUCAUCCUGAAGACAA
This is a messenger RNA of Chroicocephalus ridibundus (black-headed gull), 6092 nucleotides long. It is a transcript of the gene MACROD2, whose product is annotated as mono-ADP ribosylhydrolase 2. NCBI's taxonomy places the organism in Eukaryota, Metazoa, Chordata, Aves, Charadriiformes, Laridae. The record is from RefSeq and is a predicted model, not a curated record. The coding region runs from base 408 to 1754 and encodes 448 amino acids. The transcript is spliced from 19 exons.